UCUGCAAGUAUAAUUUGAAUUAUACUGAUAGAUUACAUUUUAUUUUAUGCGUUCAACAAGGCUCAAACCCCUUCUAAACCCCUGCAAAGAUUAUAGUUUUUGCAACGGUGGCGCCGUGAAUUACACUCUUUAGAGCUCUCCCUCUAAGACUCAGACAGAAAACACCUACUCGUGGAGUAAUUCUCAGCUAGGUGUGUGAUUCAGUCAAGAGACAGUGAUGAUGAUGUUCAGAGUUAGAAAAAGGUCUUUCAUCCUGGAUUCUCUAGCACGCUCCUUUAGCACACGCGGUGGCGAUUUUGUACCCAAUUACAGUAAGGAUGGUGCUAGAAGUAGUAGCACAAAUCAAGAGGGCAGAAGAAUGCCUCCAGAUCCCAUACCUAACAGGCCCUUGAGGUCAGAAAAACCCAAUCACCAGCGAAAAACUUUCAACCAAGGCCGUGGUGGUGCUGACCAAGGCACUUUCAACCAAGGCCGUGGCGGCACUGGGCCUACAAGAAUGGAUUCUAAUAAAGCUGGAAAUGCAUUCAAUAGCAGAAGCCCUCAGCAACCUAGUAAACCUCAAGCUGCUAACCUAGAUUUUCUUGAGAAAUUUAAGCUGGGGUUUGAUAAAGUAGAAAACACAAGUCCUCCAAAAAUUGAAACCAAUAACAAUGAUCAAGCAAUGGAGUUGUCCCAACCGGAAGAUGCGGAUGAAAUUUUUAAGAAAAUGAAGGAGACUGGCCUCAUCCCCAAUGCAGUCUCAAUGCUUCACGGCCUCUGCCAGGAUGGGCUGGUCCAGGAAGCUAUGAAACUGUUUAGUUUGAUGCACGAGAAGGGUACCAUUCCUGAAGUCAUAAUAUACACUGCCGUCAUUGAAGGUUUCUGCAAGGCUCACAAACUGGAUGACGCUAAGCGCAUAUUUAGAAAAAUGCAGGGGAAUGGAAUUACACCAAAUGCAAUUACUUAUGGCGUCUUAAUUCAGGGUCUUAUUAAAACAAAGAACUUGGACGAUGCCCUUCAGUUUUCUGUAGAGAUGCUCGAGGCAGGCCAUUCUCCUAAUCUUGCUACCUUCACAGGCUUAGUGGAUUGCUUUUGUCUGGAGAAAGGCCUGGAAGAAGCCCAAAAUAUGAUUAGAAUGCUGAAAGAGAAAAGUUUCUUCUUUGAGGAUAAAGCUGUUCGAGAAUAUCUUGACAAGAAAGGCCCAUUCUCUCAGUUGGUGUGGGAUGCAAUACUUGGGAAGUCAUGCUAGUACUUCUUUACAGUUUUUACAAAAGAUGUUUAGUUCUAGUUUCAAAAUCUUUUGUGUUUACUCAGGUUGUGUUCUUGGCUGCAAAAGAAUCAACGUUUGGAACUGAACUGUAAUGAAUAGAGUGCAUAAUUUCAAUUAUAUCAGUUAUUUAGCCUUU
Daucus carota subsp. sativus is the source of this 1385-nucleotide messenger RNA. Its product is annotated as pentatricopeptide repeat-containing protein At4g38150. The record is from RefSeq and is a predicted model, not a curated record. The transcript has 2 exons. NCBI's taxonomy places the organism in Eukaryota, Viridiplantae, Streptophyta, Magnoliopsida, Apiales, Apiaceae. Gene Ontology annotation, molecular function: protein binding. Bases 218 to 1228 code for a protein of 336 amino acids.